This is a messenger RNA of Spea bombifrons (plains spadefoot toad), 1185 nucleotides long. RefSeq names its product NADP dependent oxidoreductase domain containing 1 (gene NOXRED1). The coding region runs from base 1 to 1185 and encodes 394 amino acids. The transcript has 7 exons. NCBI's taxonomy places the organism in Eukaryota, Metazoa, Chordata, Amphibia, Anura, Pelobatidae. Gene Ontology annotation, molecular function: pyrroline-5-carboxylate reductase activity. Gene Ontology annotation, biological process: L-proline biosynthetic process. The record is from RefSeq and is a predicted model, not a curated record.
AUGGAUACAGCCAGGGGCCUCGCGUGGAAGGAGCAUCCCGCGGCCGUGUUCCCUUCCCCCGCAGAUCACACCGCGCCCCGGGAUCUCACGGCCGGCCUGACUUCGCUGCAGCCGGAGUGUGGGGCGGGAGAGCUGCCGGGAGAGCUGCCGGGAGAGCUGGUGAAGCGGAGGCUCCGUCUGGCUCUCACCGCCUGCGCCGACGCGCUCUUCUUCUGUAAACUCCUUCUCUACACCAGGGAGCCGGAGAGAGCAGGGUGGAUACGUGGCACCGCUCCCAGGAGUCCACCGUCACGGGCAGACACCGGGCUCCGCGUGGGCAUCGUUGGCGCCGGGCGGUUGGGCAGGCAGUUGGCGCGAUGUCUGAUCGAGACGAGUGGAUUACGAGCGGAAGAAAUUCGCAUUUCCACACGCAGACCGGAGACACUAGGUGACUUCCGGGAGCGAGGCGUGAUCUGCUCCUACGAUAACGUGGCUCUCGCCUCCUGGGCGCAUGUCCUGUUUCUGUGCUGCCUGCCGUGUCAGCUGCCCGGCGUGUGCGCGGAGAUCGAGGAUCACGUGGGACAGGCGUGUGUUGUGUACAGCCUCGUGUCUGCCGUGCCUCUGUCCAGGUUGAGGCGGUUGCUGGGCCCCGUGUCCCUCGUCAGACCGGAGUACCGGAGCGCAGGGGCCACGAGGGGCCGGACCAGAGACUGCACGACAGCGGCCCUGAGAGACCCGGAUCUCCUGAAAUCCACCAAUCCACGCGACUCGAGAGCGAGCAGGUUUCCUGAGACGUCUCUAUAUGCGGCUCUGAACACAUGCAGAGAACGCGGUCUCUGCCACAGACGGUCUCUGCGUGUCCUGAACGCUCUGCUGCAGGGUGCUGAGACGUGGGGUGAGGCGCCUCGCGGAUCCCGGCUCCGGACAGAAGACCUCGUGAGUGCAGAAUGCGCUGCCUCACUCUCUGAGGGCAGUUUGUUCCCGUGGUUUGACCUGAGCGCGGUGCAGUCCAAGGAGACGCCACUGAGCCGGCACGUGGCGCAAUCCCCUCGGCUCCAAGAAACGUUGGCGCUUCUGUAUUUCGCGGUCUUAGGGAUUCACACCAUGGACGUGGAGGAGUCUGAUAACCCACGUUACCCGGACGACGGAACGUGGAGGAGUCUGAUAACCCGCGUUACCCGGACGAUGGAACGUGGAGGAGUCUGA